This is a messenger RNA of Cricetulus griseus (Chinese hamster), 943 nucleotides long. NCBI's taxonomy places the organism in Eukaryota, Metazoa, Chordata, Mammalia, Rodentia, Cricetidae. The record is from RefSeq and is a predicted model, not a curated record.
UGAGGUGGAUUGCGGGCACCGAGCUGGGGACAGCCUCCAAAAGGAAUAGGGGUGUCCGGAAGGCCGGUCGGGAAGUGUAUCUGGGCGACUUACAAGACGAAGUCAUACGGAAGCGUCUUCUGAUUGAUGGAGAUGGUGCCGGGGAUGACCGGAGAAUUAAUCUCCUUGUGAAAAGCUUCAUCAAAUGGUGCAACUCUGGAUCCCAAGAGGAGGGAUAUAGCCAGUACCAGCGUAUGCUGAGCACCCUGUCCCAGUGUGAGUUUUCAAUGGGCAAGACUUUGCUGGUGUAUGAUAUGAAUCUCAGAGAAAUGGAGAAUUAUGAAAAAAUAUACAAAGAAAUAGAAUGUAGUAUUGCCGGAGCACAUGAAAAAAUUGCUGAAUGUAAAAAGCAAAUUCUUCAAGCAAAACGAAUACGAAAAAAUCGACAAGAAUAUGACGCUUUGGCGAAAGUUAUUCAGCAUCAUCCAGACAGACAUGAGACAUUAAAGGAGCUAGAGGCUCUGGGCAAAGAAUUGGAGCAUCUCUCACAUAUUAAAGAAAGUGUUGAAGAUAAGCUGGAAUUGAGACGGAAACAAUUUCAUGUUCUUCUUAGUACCAUCCACGAACUUCAACAAACUUUGGAGAAUGAUGACAAGCUGUCAGAGGUGGACGAAGCUCAAGAAAGUGCCAUGGAAGCAGACCCUAAGCCAUAGACAGGCUGACCAUCCCCAUUUGCAGGGAUGGUAAAAAGCUGCAUGGGUGUAUUGGGUUCUGUUUAUUGUGGUUUUGAGAUACUUCAACUUUAGCAGUGAAAUGCUUUGCUUUUAAAUAUUAAUUCAUGUCUCACUCAUAUUUCUUCUCACAAAGGAAAUGUGUUUGGUGUAUUGUGUUUUUUAAAUGCAUUUUUAUCUUUAAAGGUAGAAUUCAACAUCUGAAAACAUUUAAUAAAAUUUCUCAAGAUGGA